AUGACCAACGAGCAUAUCAAAAUCAUUGCACAUUCCUAUUUAGCAAUCGGUGAACGAAUCGUGAUUUCUAUUUCUUUUGAUCAUAAGAUGUUCUAUUUUUGCAAAAGUCAAUUGAUAUUUUAUUCAAUCUUUCAGGAUGCUAUAAUAGACGAAAACUUCUGGAAAGAUAAAUCAUCCGUCGAGCAUCUUUUUGAGGUGAUUUUUGAAGCUUAUGAGGACUCUGAAUUGAAGACGUUCAUUGCUCAGAAACUGUUUAAAGUUGAUGGAAUACUAUGCGAUGAAUAUACACGGCUCGAAUUGAUACAGAACAUGACUGUGCCGUCCAUAAUUGACUAUUGCUACAAUUCCAGUGAGGAAAUGACUGGUUGGAUAAGGGACCGCUUAGUCCCAUCGGUCACCGACUGCACCGAUGUGAUUUACAAAGCUGCAUCACAUUUCAAUUGCCUGAAAAGCCGUGAUCCUCUUCACAACUGGUAUCGCCAGCCGGAAGAACUAUCGGCUCAUAUAGCUGCACGCAUCUCUAGGUUUGCUGAACAGAUGACAGAUCGCGUGAAGUGGUCAAUUCUCAUUGAGCCGGGGAAAUUCAACUGCCACUUAAUGGAAUUUACAGCCGAAUUCAAUCGCUUGGACUCGUUCUUUUCUGUAAAUGAGCUAAGUCCUGAAGAGGCUUCACAGACCGCAUUCAAUAUGAAUUACCUCACUAAAGCUCGGAGCAAGCUGAUUCCUUGUUGUGAUAUCUCUCGUGUUCGUUUGCAAGAAAACGAUUCCCCACAAGUCAACCGCGCUGAUCUCCUAGGAGAGAUAUUUGCAGGGGAACACACGACAGAAUAUACGAAAGAGCAAACAACCUACGGUACUCCAGACUUCAUUCAUGCAAACUAUGUCCGAGGUGGUCCGUUGUUGAACACAUUUAUUUGCACUCAGGCUCCUUUACAAAGCACGCAGGCUGAUUUCUGGAGAAUGGUUUACCAGGAACAAUCACACUUUAUUAUCAUGUUGUGUAGUGCUAUGGACAGACAUUCUCUGGGACCCCUAGAUCACUCUCCAUCUUCCAGUUGUGAGUACUAUUGGCCAAGGUCAGUGGGUGAUUCGCAAAGAUAUGGUUCAUUCAUAGUGCGCAACGUUCGACUUGACUGUACCAUGGAUCCCUUAUUCAACGUCACUUAUUUGAAUUUGCAGGAAGUACAUCCAGUAGAUAAGGAAAGCGAUGCAGAUGUCCUGCACGUGGAACACUGGCAAUGGGACUGGCAGAAUAUGUCCGAUGUGCACUGGCCCUUCCGUGUUUUGAGGAAAGCUCGUCUUUUAAAAACACCAACGAUAGUCCAAUGUUUGGACGGUUGCGGCCGCAGCGGUACUCUUGUGACUAUUGAAACUGUGCUUAUGCAGUUUCUUCGUGGAUCUCCACUUGACGACGACACUGUUCUUGUAUCGGCUUUAUUCGUACGUUUACAACGUCGCCUCGCCGUAUCUUCAGCACUUCAUUACUUAUUCAUUUACCGCACAGUUCUUCACUGGAUAUCUCCUUACAUUACCUCAAUAUAUCAGCGCUUUGCUCUUGGAUUGUCUUGGCCAGGAAUUGGAUUUCUGGCUAAGUAUGAGUCGAUGGUGAAAAAUUUGGCAAGGAAUACACCUCCAUAUUGA
Messenger RNA from Haemonchus placei, 1641 nucleotides. Lineage: Eukaryota; Metazoa; Nematoda; Chromadorea; Rhabditida; Trichostrongylidae. The record is from the annotation of a GenBank genome assembly.